UUGAAAUAUAUUUAAAUAAAAUUGUUUAUUUAUAAUGAAGCAAUAUUUGGGGCUAGUAUUGGGCUUGGGAACGUCCUUCCCAGGCCCAGUGAAAUAAGGGGCCCGUCAGAGCCCUAGCCCUCAAAGAAGAAAACGGUGCGUUUCCAAUUAAGUUGAAUGGACUGGAGAAUAGGAUUUCAGGUUUCUCUGCUCCCUGCUACUCCUCACUCUUCUUGCAAAACAAUGGCGCGUUUCAAGGCGAAGCAACCGAUGAGGCCCGCCGAGAAACCGAGGAUGCGUCGUCUGAGCAACGCCGAGAGGUCGGCUUACUUUGCCAGGAGAGAGGCGGCGAAGGUACUACGGUCCGUUCUCCAAGGAGACGCUUUUCGACGAGCCGUCGGCUCCAUAAAGACCCUCGUUUAUAGCCCUACUAUUAAGAACAAGAAGGCUACUUUCGCUCUCGUUUGCCAAACACUCAAACAUCUUCCUAUAAUUAAGGAUGUGUUGGAGGGUGCUAACAUAUUGAAUAGUAGAUGGAAGAGGCAAGAGGAAUUGGUUUAUAUAAUCACAUAUGAUAUUCUUUUUGGUCAGGAAAUUUCAUUAAUUGGUGAUGCGGAGAAAUUUCUAGUUCAGCGGAAAGUUUCUCUUCAGUCUGCUUUAGCUCGGCUUUUAGUGAGGAAAAAGGUGAAGCGACUUGAAGACUUGAUUGAUCUUUAUCAAACUCCUGACGUUUCAAAGCCCCGCUAUGUUCGAGUGAACACACUUAAAUUGGGUGUUGAUUCUGCUUUGAUUGAAUUAGGGAAACAAUAUGUGGUGCAGAAAGAUAACCUAGUUCCUGACUUGUUAAAACUCCCCCCAAAAUGUGAUCUUCAUGAUCAUCCUUUGGUUGUGAGUGGAUGUGUGUUUAUGCAAGGGAAAGCGAGUUCUAUGGUGGCAGCUGCUUUGGAUCCUGAACCAGGAUGGGAGGUUCUUGAUGCAUGUGCUGCUCCAGGGAACAAAACUGUCCAUCUUGCUGCUCUUAUGAGAGGGAAAGGAAAGGUUAUAGCCUGUGAACUAAAUAAGGAAAGGAUAAAACGUUUAGAAAACACUGUCAGACUAUCUGGUGCACACAAUAUUGAAGUUCUGCAUGGCGAUUUUCUAAGCUUAGACCCGAAAAAUCCUCUUUACUCCAAGGUCUGUGCUAUUCUUUUGGAUCCUUCCUGCUCCGGAUCCGGUACUGUUGCUGAGAGAUUGGACCAUUUGCUCCCAUCUUAUGCUACUGGUCAAGCGGUUAACAUUGAUGAAAGAGAAAGACUGAACAAGCUGGCUUCCUUUCAAAAGAAAGCUCUAGCACAUGCACUAUGCUUUCCACAAGUUGAGAGAAUUGUUUACAGCACUUGUUCCAUCCACCAAAUUGAAAAUGAAGAUGUCGUCAAGUCUGUUUUACCGCUUGCUGCAUCCCAUGGUUUUCAACUAGCAACUCCUUUUCCCCAGUGGUACCGUCGUGGUCUUCCAGUGCUUGAAGGCUCUGAACAUUUGCUCCGGACUGACCCAGUGGAGGACAAAGAAGGCUUUUUCAUUGCGCUGUUUAUCAGAAAAGAUAGAACCACGAUCCAACCAUUAUUGAAGCCCGAAAGGGCCACUCUUGAUUCUUCUCGUCCCCUUCCUAAAAGAAAGAGACGUCUGAACAAGAAAAAGGGAAGACUUGCAGUGCCAACUCUGUUUGGCGGAAUGUUUAAAAUGCGGUUAUAUUGUAAACCAAGUUCGAGGAUUGACCUGAAAUAAACACCCAUGAUUAAAGCUUUAAUUAAAAAAACUUUGUUAAUUUGAUUUCUUCGAAACCUGUUGUGUCUUCAUCUUCAAAGUUUCUAUGCCUUUUCUUUGUUCCUUUUGAAUCCCAUUAAAUCUAUUUGACUAAUUUUGGAGUAUAUAGGACAUGAACAAUUCCGUCGAUCAUUGUUAACUAAACGUUUAUGUAAUUGAAAUAAGGUAAUCUCAUUUUGUUAACAUCAGCAAUUCAACAUUUUUCUGCCAUCAGAAGAUAACAACGAAGAUAACAACAAUAACCCCAUUAAAUAGUUUUAUUCGACCUUAAACUUCAAUGGUCUUACACUUAAAAAAUCUCGACGCUAGCGACCAUUGUUCAUUUCUACGAACAGCAUGCACUCUAUUCAAA
Messenger RNA from Durio zibethinus, 2134 nucleotides. Its product is annotated as 25S rRNA (cytosine-C(5))-methyltransferase NSUN5. Gene Ontology annotation, molecular function: RNA methyltransferase activity. Lineage: Eukaryota; Viridiplantae; Streptophyta; Magnoliopsida; Malvales; Malvaceae. Gene Ontology annotation, biological process: rRNA base methylation. Gene Ontology annotation, cellular component: nucleolus. The record is from RefSeq and is a predicted model, not a curated record.